CACCAGUCAUGAAACGAAUUCUUCUGGUUUUUAUCCUGGCUGCUGCUGUUAUGUAUGGUAUACUGCAUGGAAAUCUGUGGAGAAAUAACCUCUACUGGAUUAGCUUUUAUGGACAGACUUCUUCUGUGAGGGCUUCUCCUUCCUAUGAGACUAGUGGAGUUACCCAGCUGCCACCUAUGGCUAUGGAGAGAAGGAAGGCGCUGAACACUUGUCUUCUAAAACCAGCAUUUGAACCCUUACUGGGUGAUGACAAAAUAUACCCAUUCCUGUGCGCUAAUGAUUUUAUGAGAGUAUCGGAGUUCCAAGGGAGCAAUAAGUUUGAACUGCCUUAUGGAAUAAAGAGAGCAGAGCAAUUUUUUCGUUUAGCCCUUUCAAGACUGCAGAACUGUGGACUUCCCAGUGAAGAUGACAGCAUUGCCUGUCGCCGGUGUGUGGUGGUCGGUAAUGGAGGAGUGCUUCGAAACAAGACUUUAGGGGAGAAAAUUGACUCAUACGAUGUCAUAAUAAGAAUGAAUAAUGGCCCCGUGAUAGGGUACGAAGAGGAUGUUGGGAGACGGACGACUUUCCGCCUUUCUUACCCAGAAUCUAUCUUCUCAGAUCCCAUCCACUAUGACCCUAACACGACUGUUGUUCUCAUCGUCUUCAAAACACGUGACUUGAAGUGGCUUUGGGAGAUACUAGGUGGUCAGAAAAUAAGUGCUAGUGGCUUUUGGAAGAAACCAGCUCUGAAUAUGAUAUACAAGUCCAGUCAGAUCAGGAUUCUUGAUCCCAGCAUCACCAGAAAAACAGCUUAUGAGUGGCUUCAUUUCCCAACAAGGUUUCCUAAGAAAGAGAAACCCAAGCAUCCAACAACGGGGCUGAUUGCCAUAACACUGGCGUUUCACAUAUGCCAUGAAGUUCACCUGGCAGGCUUCAAGUACGACUUCACUGACAGAAACAGUUCUUUGCACUACUAUGGCAAUGACACAAUGUCUCAGAUGAUGCAGAAUGAAUACCACAACAUCAGCGCCGAGCAGAAUUUUCUGAAGAAGCUUAUAGACAAGAACUUUGUGGUCAAUUUGACAUGAAAGCUGAAUGGAAAACACAAAGAACAUUCACUAUUUUCAAGAGUUGAAAUUUUUUUAUUUUUUGUAUGACAUUUUUAUUUUUUAAGUUCAGCAUGACUGUUUACUGUUUAAAAGGAGCCAGUAAACCUCACCAAGGCAGAAGCUUCUUCUAAGCCUGAGGGUAAUGGACUAAUUUCAAACAGAGUUAACAAUUUCUGUGGAAGCUAUUUAAUAGUGGGAAAACCAUGAAACUUUCAUCUGAAAGUAUCAGGGAUAUAUAAAAAUGUGAUGUACAUCACUUAUUUAUCAGCAAAAACUCUUUCCAACUGAUUACUUCUCUGGAAUACUUUUGUUUCUAGUAUCCCUCCAAAACAGGAGAGGUCAAGAGACUGAGAUGACCAGUGUUGAAUUAGUAGAUGGAUGUAAAGACUGGAGUAUCUGUCUUAUAGUAUGAAAAUGGCUUUAAAACGAUACCUAUAAAUCGUUGCUGUGUGUUCUGGAGAACGGGGGAACAUACAGAGCAUGCAAAUUUUGGUUUGCCAUACUCCUGAGGAGAGGA
Molecule: messenger RNA, 1605 nt
Organism: Acanthisitta chloris (rifleman)
Lineage: Eukaryota; Metazoa; Chordata; Aves; Passeriformes; Acanthisittidae
Gene: ST3GAL6
Product: ST3 beta-galactoside alpha-2,3-sialyltransferase 6
Exons: 10
Coding region: 9-1067 (352 amino acids)
Biological process (GO): glycolipid biosynthetic process
Molecular function (GO): beta-galactoside alpha-2,3-sialyltransferase activity
Source: RefSeq, a predicted model, not a curated record